AUGUCUGCAAACAUCCUCAUCGUUGGCGCCGGCGCCAUUGGAGCGUUUUAUGCCUCUCGUCUUGCCGUUGUUUCUGGCGUCUCCGUCUCUGUCAUCUGCCGCUCAAACUACAAAGCUGUGAAGGCGGAUGGCUUCCAAGUCACCUCACCGCAAUACGGCGACUACACCUUCGUACCGGCAAACACGUUCGCGAACCCAGACGAAGCGCGAAAGAGCGAUAUAAGAUGGGACUACAUAGUCGUCAGCACCAAGGCGCUGCCGGACGUCAGCGAUGACUCGACGAUACUUGAAGGAUUGGUUAGCGAUGAGACGGCCAUUGUGCUGAUACAAAACGGUCUGGGUGUAGAGGAGCCAUAUGCGAAGCGAUUUCCACAAGCAGCGAUAUGUUCAGCCGUUACGAUAGCGACGUGCGCACAGCCCGAGCAUGGCCACAUCAAGCACAACAGAUGGACGCGGAUAAACAGCGGACCAUACCUACCCCAUCUAGAUACUGGGAACAAGAAAGAUACCGACGCACGCGUCACGGAACAGAACGACGCGUUCAUCGCUCUACUGAAGGAGGGCGGUAUCAAGGAUGCAGAAGCUUAUUCUCAUGCCAAACUGCAACUAGUCCGAUGGCACAAGAUCGCCAUCAAUGCCUCAAUGAACCCAACUUCCGUCCUCACCCAAUGCCUGCCCAACAACGUCAUGUCUCUUGACCCGGAACUGCAGCGUCAUCUCAAAGGCGUCAUGGUAGAGAUCCUUGAGACCGCUCCCAAGAUCCUCGGCGAACCCAUGCCCAAGGAGUUUGCUACCCCAGAUCAGAUUAUUCGGUCAACACAGAAGAACACUAGUGGUAGCAAGCCGAGUAUGGCGAUUGACUGGGAAGCGGGCAAGAAAAUGGAGAUUGAGGUCAUACUGGGCAAUCCAUUGAGGAUCGCCAGGGACAGGGGAUACGAGAUGCCGCGCUUGCAGAGUUUGUAUGCGAUGGUCAGGAUGGCGCAAGAGGCCAGAGAUCAGAAGAAAGGUGUCAAGCUAUGA
Messenger RNA from Alternaria atra, 1020 nucleotides. RefSeq lists its product as uncharacterized. Gene Ontology annotation, molecular function: 2-dehydropantoate 2-reductase activity. Gene Ontology annotation, cellular component: cytoplasm. Gene Ontology annotation, biological process: pantothenate biosynthetic process. The coding region runs from base 1 to 1020 and encodes 339 amino acids. The record is from RefSeq and is a predicted model, not a curated record. Lineage: Eukaryota; Fungi; Ascomycota; Dothideomycetes; Pleosporales; Pleosporaceae. The transcript has a single exon.